CAAUGGGAUUUUGAUAGCUGUGAGCAGUGUGAGCUGUGAGCUGUCGCUUCUCGCUUCUAUUAUAGUAUUAUGUUCUAUGGUUAGUACCGAAGUUGCAAGGUCUCUGUUUAUAACUUAAAUAUCUGUUCGAAAUGUCUCAAGAAAAAGUAAUUGAGAAACCUCUGCAACAGUUCGUUGUUCAAGCCCUAAAAUUGGAAGGAGAGAGUUUAGUGGAAGUUAUUAAACAAGCGUUGGAUUGUGUUGACACAUUUGUAUUUGCGGAACUCUUAGAAUGCCCUAACGUUAUUGCAUUAGAAACCACAUCUCAUGCUCCAUAUUUACAUGCGUUACGUAUUUUUUCGCAAGGUACGUAUUUGGAUUAUUUGGAAAAAAAAGAAUAUCUUCCAGAACUCAGUGAACCCCAGAURAAAAAACUACAAUAUUUAACAAUUGUUACAUUGGCCAAUAAAAUGAAAAGAAUACCUUAUGAUGUUCUCUUGAAAGAGUUGGAUGUUGAUAAUGUCAGGGACUUAGAGGACUUAAUCAUUGAAGCGAUCUAUUCCAAUGUGGUUUCUGGCGARCUCGACCAACGGAGUGAUUAUCUAGAAGUUGAUUGGACAGUUGGUAGGGACGUUGGAAUUAACGAUACUGACAACAUGAUAGACAUAUUACAACAGUGGUGUGAUUCCUGUGAGAGUGUUCUUUCUACAGUUCAAGCUCGAAUUGUUGAUGCUAAUCGAACUAAACAAGAUGUACUGAAACACCGCGCUGCUGUCGACAAUGAAGUUGCUAGUGUGAAAAAAGCAAUAAGAACUCAAAUACAAGAUGAAGAAAUGUCAGUGGAUACUAGUGGUCCUACAAAAAAAAGUGUUAAAGGAACAAAACCUAGUGGUGCUAAAUUUUGGAACAAGUAAAGAACUGUACAAUACCUUAUAAUAAUUCACAUAUUACAUUAAUUUAUAAUCAUUAUAAUUAUGAUUUUUUUUUGUAUAAAAUGGUUUUAAUAUGUAGAAAUGAGCAGAUAUAAGCCAUAACUAUAUAAUUAUUUUUCCUAAUAAUCUUUUUAAUUUAAUUUUGUGUUAGAUUUUGGUACUGGAUAUACAAAACUUACUUUUUGAUGUAUGAUGUAUCCACCAACCUAUCAUAAUCUUUAUAUUAAUAAAGAUUUUUUUUUUUUUGUAAAUAUUGCUUAUAAUUAUUUACAAUAUAAACUAACUUUCUAUCAGCAAGUAUGAUGAGUGAUAUAUUAUUUAAAUUAUUAACAAAUUCUUAAAUACUCGCUUAAAUAAAAAGCCACUAUGCAGCACCACAUGACUAGAUAAUUAUUAUUUAAUUACCUAAGAUAUUUAGGCUAAAUUAUCUUGGUUCCUCUGCAGAUGAUUCCUGGGAGUUAGAAGAAGGAUAAUUAUUUAACUGUUAUGAGUUUAAUUUAUUAUGGUUUGAGGAGUAUUGUGCCUUAGACAUUUAAUCAUUGAAGUAAUUAGUUUUUAAGUAUAAAGAUGUUUAAUAGUUAUUCACCACCGUGAUAACUUAACUAUAUGUGAUAAACUGAAAUGUUUGGAAGGUUUUGCCACAUUUCAAAGCUGAAUCCUGGUAAAACAGAUUAGAUUAUUAAUUAAAUCGAUUUAUUUAUUGUUAGUUAAUUUGAUAUGGAAAGUUGUAAAUUUAAUAAUGUUCUGAGAGGUAUAGUUUAUGUUUUUCACUUGAGUUAGACGUGGGCCUGAGGUUAAUUCAAGAUAAUUUGCUUGAUUUGCUGUUAUUAGUAUUUAAUUAUAGAUUCUAGAUUUCAUACAUUAAGGUUAGAUUAGUAUGGAUUUUAAAUUUUACUUAUUUAUUUUAAUUUUUCAACAGUAUGCRUAUAAAUAUAUCAUGUCAAAGUAAUUUUUUAACUUUUUUCCAGGUAUGAUAUUAUCUUGUAAGAUGCAGGUAUGCAUUUAUUAGAAUAUUAUCGUAUGGUCGUUUGGAUGAGUAAAAUAUUUUUGAGGUAUUAUAAUUGAACACGAAAUAAAGAAAAGAUGCAAUAUCACUUCUUUACUUAAUUUUGUAACAAUUUUAAUAAUUUUACUAUUCAUCAAUACCACUAACCACAUAUAUUAUUGUAUUUUUAA
Molecule: messenger RNA, 2087 nt
Organism: Diuraphis noxia (Russian wheat aphid)
Lineage: Eukaryota; Metazoa; Arthropoda; Insecta; Hemiptera; Aphididae
Gene: CSN7
Product: COP9 signalosome subunit 7
Biological process (GO): COP9 signalosome assembly
Cellular component (GO): COP9 signalosome
Source: RefSeq, a predicted model, not a curated record